Physella acuta is the source of this 5026-nucleotide messenger RNA. RefSeq lists its product as uncharacterized. NCBI's taxonomy places the organism in Eukaryota, Metazoa, Mollusca, Gastropoda, Physidae. The record is from RefSeq and is a predicted model, not a curated record. Gene Ontology annotation, molecular function: protein kinase activity.
AAGCGGGGGUCAAGGCAGGAGUAGGUUAGACGUGUGUGCUGUGUGUGUUUCCCCCUGUGUAGAAGGUCGUGAGCGCUCACACUGAAGUGUCUUGCUUGGAUGUGUUUAGCUGGAUACAGGUUCGAGACGUCAGUCAUCCCCCCUCCCCCCUGCCAUUACCAGAACAAGGCGAGACAGUAUUCCACAUCUACCUGAGCUUGCACCAGCAGAACAAGUACCCAGCUCACCCUCUUCCACCCCUCCACCCCACCCCUCAGCUCACCCUCCUCCACCUCUCCACCCCUCAACCCUCUAGUACUCAGUGUGAAAUACUGUGACACGUAUAACUGGCUGUGGCUGAAAACAUGCAGGACUUUUAAAACAGUUUCGUCAAAUUGAGAAAAAAAAUGGAGACAAGCGUCACGUGAUAAGGUUUUGAACAUUCUAGAAUUGUCACUACCGGCCUGUGGCUGCGUUCCAAAAUGACGGCCAUGGAGGAAGAUGUGGAUGACCGGUUUGCCGGCAUCGACAUCGACAGUUUACUGAACAGGGCGGAGAAGCGCUCGUUUAACUAUGGCCGGAAGAAAACUUUAUACGAAGCUCCCGAAUUCAUACAAAGGUUGAAUGGAGAAGAAACAGUCAUGGAGGGGCAAUCACUCUGCAUUGAAUGUAAGGUCGCAGGAUUUCCCGCCCCCACGUUACGGUGGUACAAGGACGAUGAGGAGAUUGUCGACCAUGGGCGGAUCCACAUAGAGAGCAACGGGAGGGGAGGCUACUGUCUCAUCAUCGACAACGUCAACAAGGGGGACGAGGCGGCGUACCGCUGCAGGGCGGAGAACGUGGAGGGGGCGUCAUCGUCCCGGUUCUUCCUCUCUGUCAAAAGUAAACCAAAAAGCCCCAAGAAAAAAGACGCCAAAAGUUCGCCCAACCGCCGAACCGUCUCCUUCCCUCCAAUGUUCGCCACCAUCGUGGAGAAAGUCGAAGAGGAGGAGAAACAGGGGAUAGAACUCGCCAAGCUCCCGCCCUCGCCCAUGACGGAGUUCUACUACGCCCUGACCCUCAAAAGUCGCCAGAGCUGGCCUACGUUUCUUGGCGACUGGGCGUUCGCCAACAGCCCCGAGAAACGUCGCAACUCCACUGGAAGUAUACAAGACAAUCACGACAGUUCCUCUGAUGAAGACGUGUUCACAGACAGCGACUCUUCCUCCGGGCUAAGCGAGACGCCCCCAGCACAGAACCCUCUCUUCUACCUAGGCAACAACAACGAUGAACCCUCGACCCACCAGGACCUUGUCAUUUUCAACACCAACGCGUUGCAAUCAGAAGACGAAAUUAUUGAGAAUAGGGAUAAUACUAAUAACAAUCUCAUCUCCACGUUUUACCCGGAAAAUUCUAAUAAUUAUUUAAAGUUAGAUAAUGCUCAAGAAAAUGAUUUGAAAAUUUUAAAUUCUGACAGUAAAAAGAAAAAAGGAAACAACGAUAAAGAAAAGUGUAAGGAAAAAUCUGAAAAUGUAUCUUUAACUCAAGAACUGGGCAAUAUGAAGGUAUUGAAUACAGCUCAGGAUAGAAGCGUGUCUAAAGGAUUUGAAGCAAAUUUAGGAUACGCAAGCGAUCAUGAAAAGGAGAAACCAAGCAAUGUUUUGAAGAUUCCCCCAACAUUUAACUUAGAGGGUAGUAACGUGAUCUUCAGUAACACGAGAGCAGGUGCUAUGAGAGAAGCAGCGCCACCUAUCGUGGUGGAGAUGUGGGACGAAGUGGAAGAACCCCGCUCUCCUAACCUGAGGAGUUCUGACAGCAUCCGCAUUCCUAACGGGAACUCGCUUGACGCCUACAUGCGGGAGGAAAGAGAACCUACGCCUUUCUCGUUUGGAUCCAGUUUAACAUCUGAAAGUUUACUGCACGGUGUCAAGGACGAUGACAUAUUUAAUUUGGAUAGUCCUAGAGUAACACGUGAAUCAACUGUAUUUUUGGACAAGGGCGGUACAGGAUUUUUAGGAGGUUCUCCAGAAAUUGAAAAUAAAGAGUUUCAUAGAGAACCUACUCCAUUUUAUGACAACAAAACAACAGCGACUCUUUGUUUUGGGACUGAACUGCAAAUCCCAGGAAACAUCAGUGUUGACAGGGAACCGAGAGAAUUGACGCCAUUUUUUAAAGAGGAUAUAGAGAAAAGUCCUCGGUCAACAUUAGACUCAAUGAAGACUUCAUCUAGUUCCAAAGUGGGUGCAGAAGCUAAGAGUGUCGUAAACACAAAACGUGGUAUACCAGUGCCUCCUUCUAAAUCAAGUAAGGUAAAAUCGAAAACUUCUGGAGACAAGAAAGAUUUAGUCAACAUCACUGUAAAUGCUGAUAACCCUCAUACACUGCCUUCACCAGAAGAAAAUGCAGGCAAAAAUUUAAAUACUUGUAAAAACAGCACUAAAGAUGUUCGCGGUGCGAUGGCUGUUAGUGGAGAAAGAAGAAGUCGAUCUGAAACAAGAGCUAAUAGAAGCCAAACAACGGUCGAAGUGGCGACGGUAGAAGCCCCAAAACCCAGGCAGUUGAGUGUUCCAAGAGAUACAUCACCAACCGUCGCGACCACCAGCAGUCAAGUUCAGACGUCCAGACAGCAGAAAGAUCUGACAAAAUCUGGCCAAGACAAGAAACAGUCGAGUGCCAAAUUGAACAAAUCACCUCAGAUAAGUAAACAGCAACCGUCUACAUCUAAACUCACUGCCAAUGUAACAAGGAGCACCGACGCAGUUAACAAACAAAAACAGGCUUCUAAUACAGGCCGAGAGAAUAAGGCAGCACUUAACCAAAACGCUAACCAAGAUCUGGAUGUAGAUAAAACAAAUCAAAAGGUCAAAACCAAAGGCGCAACUGCAACUGUAAACAAGGGGCAGGCAGUGCAAUUAGAUUCAAAACCAAAAAGCAAACAAAGUUCUACGACAAACGGAAAGAAGGCCGAAUCAGAUUCCAUCACUACCAAAGAAUCAAAAAGAAAAACACAACAAACGCUAUCAGAUACACAAAAACCACUCACCCUAACUAGCAGGCUAAAGAAAUCUAUCAAAGUUUUAAUGCCACAAACUGAAAAUAAACCCGAAAGUUCUAGAAUGCUCAGCCAGUCCACUGAUCAAGACACCGCGUUACCUGACCUCAAUUUUGCGUCAAUGCCUGUUGUGUUGGCCAACCCGUUCGCUAGUUUCGACACCAUGAGAACAUCCCACUUUGGGGUGUCCCUCAUCACCAACCCGCCCCCCGCAGACACAACCAUGCCUCACAACAAACCAAUAGCUAUGGUUAAAGCACGGCCCAAACACGUCACUUCCGUCACUUCUGACUCUUCAUCAAGACUCGAAGCUCAGGGAGAAAACGGUUUAGACGCAAGCAAUCGUAGACCCCGAGAUGUUAAACCUAAAACUUUAUCUGGCACGCUAACCUCUUUCUUUAAACCUAAACCUACCGACAAAGAAAACAAGAAAAAGACUUCCAAACCGACAGACAGGAAAAGGAAAUCCAAAUCCAGCAAACAUGAAGAACUCCAAGAAAGAAGCGCUGUCGUAGACUCGGAAACAUCAGUGAAAACUCUCUCAGAACUGGCUCUUGCUAAAUGUUCGCCUUUCGGUCGGCACUCAAUGGAAGGUCUCCUCUUCAUCUUCAUCAUGACGAUGAUCUGCUUGAACUUGGAAAUGCCCGUAGAGAAGUUCCUCUGCUACAUCAUUGCUUCCUUCUACACCUUCUGUGUGCUAAGAAUUCUGGGACUAGUUGACUAGCAAACUAAUACCUCAAGCCUUUAGAUCAAAUAUGUGUGAUAGUUGAAUGGACCCUUUAGUUGAAUUAAACAUCGCUCAUGGAAUUCAUGCAUUCAUUAAAACCUUGUGUAUUACAAUAUAUUAUGAUCAUAAUAACUUUACAUCUAUGUAUAAUAAACAUAAUGAACAUAACAUACAACCCAAUUUUCACUAUAUGCAACAUAAUAUAUAUAAAUUAGAAGAAAAAAAUGUUUAUUACUAAUAAAAUAUUUGUGCAAUAAUUGUAUUUAAUACGGGAAAGUGUAAUUAUUAUUAAUUUAUUGAAUAAACCGCUGACAGUUGAAUUGUAAAAUUUCAACGAUGGUUAAUGUAAACUAAAUUAAAUUGCAUUAUAAUUAUGUAAAUUAUUUUGGAUGUCGUGAAUUUAAAUCAAAUCCACAAACGGUUAUAUUAGUGGUUGUUUUACCAUAAAUAAUAGCGGAUUAUGUUUUGACUGAUAUCUUCUCAUCUAAUACUUAGGUGUGUUUUUUUUUAAAUUUUAUAUCCAUCUGUUAUUACUUUAACAUUAUUUUCUAUUUUAUUUGGCUUUUAAAAAGAAAAGCUUGUUUUUCUUAAAUUUUUUUCAUCCAAACCAUGUUUUACUGCUUUUUCAGAUUUUUUAUUUGACUCCUUUAUAGUCCCUUCAUAAACUUUUAUAGCUAUAACAUUGAACUAAAACAUAUAAACUCAUAACAACGGUUGAUAUUGUACAUUUUUAUUAAUUGUAUACAACUCAUAAAUGUGCUCUGAUUUUGUCUGUGUAAACAUGAUUGUGUAUUGUAACAGGUAACUCAAUAAGCUCAAUUUAUCUGUUCUGUACACAAACUGUAAAGUCAUUAGGGUAGAGUCAUAUGUAUGUUGCCAUUGUAUAUGUGGUUUUCGCAUCCCCGUGAAUUGUAUGUACAUUUGUAUAGAACAUAUAAUCUUGUUCUAAAUGUAGAACUUGGUUCUAGAACAUAGUAUCGCUUUCUAUAUCAUGGUGCAUGUUCUCCAAGACGAGACGACGAUAUGUAUAUUUGUUCACGAACAUAAUCGUUUUACUUCAACAUGGAAUUCGGUUCUAGAACUUCAAACCUUCUAGAAGAGCAUGGAAGAUACUAGACUUUCAGUGACACGUGCAUGGUUUGUACAUGACCUUGGUUAUUGUGUUUCUUAGAAAAGGUGUUUAUAUUUAGAUCAAAUUUGACUGUUAAGUAUUUUACCUGGAUGAUUCAAAUUAAGGUGUUCCUGUCUUAACAAUGAUCAAUAAAAAAAAAUAAUUUUCAGAAUGUUUU